ACAUUGCAGAUCUGGGGGUGGAAUAAUUUGUAUUUGCUUUCUUUAUUGAAAUUUGACAUAUUUGAUUAUCCAGGUUUGUGACUUUGGCCUUCCCCGCUCGAAGGCAAACUCGUUUUUUUCAUCUAAAACGUCUGGAUUGGAAGUUCUCUUCAAACUUAGAAAUUGUUUCUAUCAUUUUCCUGUAAUUGUUUCUCUUUAGAGAAAGCGUUGGAUAUUCCAGAUAUAAAACUGACCCUUUUUAUUUCUUUUCAUUAGCUCGGGUGGAUGGCACCAAAAUUCUCUGUAACAAGCCAUCUGAUGAGAAGCCUGAAGUUUACAGCUUUGGUGGUAGUUUUAUGGGAACUUGUGACCCCUGCAACGGCCUUGGAUUCAAAUACAUGGUUGUACGAGCUGUUGGUUUUAAGGGUGCAAGGCUUGAGAUUCCAAAUACUGUAAAUUGUGAAGUGGCUGCCUUGAUUGAGGCAGCUCUCUCUCUAAUGAUCUCCUGGAUUAUGCUGCAGCGAGCCCUGGAAAUGCCCUCCAUUCUCGCAUAUUAUGGAAUUUUUGCAGCAAGAUAUUAUAAAUUUCAAACCUCACAAGUCCAUGCACAUUCCAUGAUUUAUCUUAAGGGGUGGAACACUAGUAAGAAUAUAUGUUUAUACACGCGUGCCAUUCAUUUGAUGCUCUCAAAGCAGCUGGAGUUCUUAUUGGAGUUCUUAUUGUGUUAAUCCCUAUGGUGUGUGUGGGAAAAUUGAGUGUAGCUUGAAUAUUCUUGCUAUCUCCCUUGGGGCAUGUAUAGCUCAGCCAUAUGUGCUAUGUAUCCUUUUAAUUAAUGUGCCCCCUAGGCUUUCUUCCCUGGGGGUAUGUAUGGCCUAGCCGGAAAUGAAAAACCAUUGAUGUUCUUGUAUCAGAGAUAUCCAAUACCUACCCACUGCCA
Molecule: messenger RNA, 916 nt
Organism: Corylus avellana
Lineage: Eukaryota; Viridiplantae; Streptophyta; Magnoliopsida; Fagales; Betulaceae
Source: RefSeq, a predicted model, not a curated record